Messenger RNA from Verticillium nonalfalfae, 1569 nucleotides. RefSeq lists its product as uncharacterized. The record is from RefSeq and is a predicted model, not a curated record. Gene Ontology annotation, molecular function: transmembrane transporter activity. Lineage: Eukaryota; Fungi; Ascomycota; Sordariomycetes; Glomerellales; Plectosphaerellaceae. Bases 1 to 1569 code for a protein of 522 amino acids. The transcript has 5 exons. Gene Ontology annotation, biological process: transmembrane transport.
AUGUCUAGCUUUGGACCUCUUCCAGGUUCCUCAAACGCAAGCAUGACGGAUACGGACGUGGAGCAACAACAAGCGUCAUCGUCGCCGAAUCUUGGCCAGACAGCCAUUGAACUACGGGUUGAUCCUCAGGCGGUCAAGAACCAGUCAAAUGACGCCAAUGAGUCUGGAAGCAACCCCAACACUGUCGACUGGGAUGGUCCAGAUGACCCUCAAAAUCCAUUGAACUGGCCCGACGUGAGGAAAUGGCUCAAUAUUGGCCUGAUAUCGGGCCUUACUUUUGUAACUCCACUGGGCUCUUCUAUGUUCGCUCCAGGAGUUCCAGCUAUCAUGGUCGAGUUUGGCGAAUCAUCGUCAACAAUGGCCACGUUUGCCGUGUCUAUAUACGUCCUUGGCUUCGCAUUCGGGCCGCUUCUUGUAGCACCUCUGAGCGAAACCUUUGGCCGCGCACCGGUUUAUAAUUGGGGCAAUGUUCUCUUCGUGAUCUUCUCAGUCGCGACGGCUCUGUCCCAGAAUAUGGGCAUGAUGCUGAUUUUCCGCUUCCUCAUGGGACUCGCUGGUUCAGUUCCCGUGACUAUUGGAAGCGGAAGCAUUGCAGAUCUGAUGCCCGUUGAGCAAAGAGGAAGAGCCAUGGCCGCUUGGGCCCUGGGGCCUCUAUUAGGCCCCUGUGUUGGACCCGUUGCUGGCGGUUACCUGAUCCAAGCCACGAGCUGGCGUUGGGUAUACUGGGUGGUGGCCAUUGUGGCUGGCAUUUUUGUUCCAUUGUCCUUUCUCUACCUGAAAGAGACUUGCCAUCCUAUUCUUCUCGAGCGUAAAGCCGCCCGUCUCCGGAUGGAAACUAAUAACCAUAACCUCAGGGGCAAGCGAGAUAGCAUCGAAACACCCAAGGAGAUGUGGAUUGCUGCCCUAACGCGACCUCUAAAGCUUCUCUUCAUGACACCUAUUGUCACGCUGAUGGCUUUUUAUGUCGCGAUUGGCUAUGGUAUCCUCUACCUUCUGCUCGCAACCUUCUCUUUCGUGUACGCGGAUGAGUACGGUUUUGAUGAAGGUGAGGUUGGCCUUACUUUCCUCCCAGCCGGCAUUGGCAUGAUGUUUGGUGUCGUGACCUUUGUGUCUCUGUCCGACUUCAUGAUCAAGCACUGGCAGGCAAAGGGGGGUGAGGUUACACCUGAAGUACGAUUGACGCCUGCUCUCGUCAUGCCUUGCGCUAUUGUUCUGCCUGUCGGACUCUUCAUCUAUGGUUGGUCUGCCGAGCAUCGUGUUCACUGGAUCGUACCUAUGCUUGGCGUCGUUGUUUUUAGCUGCGGCCUGAUGGGCGUCAUGAUCUGCGUCCAGAACUACCUUCUAGACACAUACCCCCGCUACGCGGCCUCUGUUACUGCAGCAGUGGCGGUUUUGCGAUCUCUUGCCGGUGCUUUGCUUCCUUUGGGGGGUUUACAGAUGUACGAUGCUCUCGGUCUUGGCUGGGGCAACAGUCUCCUGGCCUUCUUGUCGGUUGCCAUGAUCCCGCUGCCACUGGUGUUUUUCGUCUUCGGAAAUCGCCUGCGACAGCUCUCCAACCCAAAGCUGUAG